GUCUGGCAAGACUGCGGGCACCGAGUCAACAGGCACGACAGUGGGCACCGGGUCAUCAGGUAUCGGAUUGUCUGGCUCGACAGCGGGCAUCGGGUCACCAGGUAUGACAGCGGGCACUGGGUCACCAGGCAUCAGGUCAUUUGGCUUGCCAGCGGGCACCGCGUCAUCUGGCAAGGCAGUGGGCACCGGGUCACCAGGUACCGGAUCAUCUGGAUCAACAGCGGGCAUCGAGUCAACUGGCCUAAUAGGAUCGUCGGGCUGGAUCAGUUCAUCAUGCUGAGUAGCGGCAUCAGGCUGAAUGCAGGCAUCAGGCUGAGGAGAGGCUUCAGGCUGAGGAGAGGCUUCAGGCUGAGGAGAGGCAUCCGGCUGAGGAGAGGCAUCCGCUGAGGAGAGGCAUCCGGCUGAGGAGAGGCAUCCGGCUGAGUAGAGGCUUCAGGCUGAGUCACGGAAGGCAGGUUCACCGGUUUGGAUACUGGCAGGAUGGUAUUGGUUGGAAAG
Staurois parvus is the source of this 498-nucleotide messenger RNA. The record is from the annotation of a GenBank genome assembly. NCBI's taxonomy places the organism in Eukaryota, Metazoa, Chordata, Amphibia, Anura, Ranidae.